Molecule: messenger RNA, 5883 nt
Organism: Besnoitia besnoiti
Lineage: Eukaryota; Apicomplexa; Conoidasida; Eucoccidiorida; Sarcocystidae
Product: E1-E2 ATPase subfamily protein
Exons: 20
Coding region: 1-5883 (1960 amino acids)
Cellular component (GO): membrane
Molecular function (GO): ATP binding; ATP hydrolysis activity; P-type transmembrane transporter activity
Source: RefSeq, a predicted model, not a curated record
AUGUCGCCCCUAUCGCCCACCCCUUACACUUCUCGUGCGUCGCUACUCCCUCUUCAGUUUGAGCUCUCGCCCCUUUCGGAGUUGUGCUCAGGAGAUCGAGUACCACUGCCUCUCGUCUCGACGAUCAGCUUCCUUUCUUGUGUCACGUUCUCUCUCAUCGUGUCUCUCUUUCUCUGGCGUCUGCGCAAGCGGUACCACGAGCGCCUCCCCUUCGAAUCCGGUGUUUCCGCGCACCUGUCACGACCUGACAAAGAUGCCUCAGCAUGCACUUCCUCUUCCACGGCUUGUUCUGCUACUUCGUUGCAAGCUACUCGAGUGGUGCACAGCAGCGGCAAUGAGGGUCAAGACACGAAGCAGGGAGAGGACGGAGACGCGGAAGGCGCGGCAAAGAGAGGAACGCAGCUCUCUGAUCCCGCACCCUGCGCUGAUGGCUUGGUUUUCCAGAAGGGAUAUCGGCGAAGCCGCAUCGGCUUUGCCCUUCAUGUUCUCUUGUACACCGUGGUAUCCUCUGUCCUGCUUCUCAUGCUCAGCUUGAUCGCAAUCGAGACCUGUAUACCAGUAGCAAAAAGUGAACUGCACUGGCGUGACAGAGCGGUCAGUUAUAUCGCCCUGUGGAUUUUUGUUUUCUCAAGUCUUUACGGGCUCCAAAUAUUCCACCCUUACUUCCCCUGGUUUUUCCGGCUGCGAUGCUCUCUCUCCGAGGCCACAUCUGUGUCGUUUUCUCGAGAGCCCGGCGCGCAUGCUCCUCCAGGAGAAUCUAAACCAGCGCCUGCAGUGGGGUCGUCGUCUUCGCUAGGGCUGCGCAAGGCAAAGAAUUGGCAACAUGGCGCUAAUGACGAGACUCCAGAACGGUGGCACGACGACGAGACGGAGGCAGACCCCGAGGAAGAUGAUAAGGAAAUUUUGAAGGCGGAAGCCCCAGAUCCCAUCUCUCGCGCAGUUGCCAGAGCCCGCCGGGAGGUAUUCGCCUUCGCGCUUUCAUUUUGCUUCGGGAUACCGCGCCCGGAUCGCUCACGCCGGAACGCCAGUCUAGCGCUGUCGUGUGAGCCAUCCUGCCUUUCGCUUGUGCCCGUACGGCGACUCCAGGUGACGGCAGGAUCGUCUUCUGGCGGUUCGGGUGACGAGCGCAGCGGCGGCACUUCGGUAGAUUCUGGGGCAGGAUCGUCUUCCAGCAACCGUGGCGAGAGGUUUUGCCGUGUGGCGCACUGGGAAGGCCGGAGGUACAUCUACUGCUCCGACGCAGGACGCUUCGUGCUCUCCAAGAGCGAAUUACCGAAGGCAGAGCGGACUGAACACGCGUUUGUACUCCUGGUCAGCCAGGGGGGGCUGCUGGCGUCUGAAGCAGUAAAUCGGUGUCGCCAGUAUGGCGCGAAUGCGGUUCCAGUACACCUGCCACAGCUGAGGGAGGCGCUCAAAGGGGAGUUCCUCGACGUCAUGUUCCUUCUUCAGUUUCUCCUCGUUUGCAACUCCUUCUAUUGGCGGUCCUACCUGGCCUCGUCCGUAUGGGCCCUGCUGGCAGUCUACGGCAUUCUUGUCAGGGUCUGGAUUACACGAAAGAACCAACUCAAGGUCCAACGGCUGGCUGAGCAAGGAGACGCAGCUCCAGUGUCUGUCCUGCGUAGGCCUAGUGAGACACCCUCUUGUGCAAGUCUGCGCAUUCCUGCGAAGGAACUCGUUCCAGGUGACUUGAUCUUGCUCAGGCCGGGUAUGUGUGUUCCGGCGGAUUUAGUCCUCCUUCAAGGCAGCGCUGUCAUCGAUGAGAGCGAGCUGACGGGCGAGACAAAGCCCAUCCAGAAAGUGAUGUGGUUGCACAGCCGAGUCGUACUCCCUGACCGAGCAAGGCAAGAUCCGGAAACGCCGCAGAGGGGCGGUUCUCAUGCAGAUACGGGAAGAGACAAACCCUUUGCCAUCGAUCGUCCAGCCAUGAGAGAGUCUGCUUUGUUUGCCGGGACGCAUGUGGUCUCCGUCGCGGGCUGGAGUGCCUCGAAUAUUCGCUUCCAGCACGAGGUUUCACCAUUGGGCGCACCACAAGAGGGUGAAAAGAUCGACGGCUCAGUGCCCCCGUCAAACUUCUCUCUGUCCUCUGAUCUCCCCUCCGAAUCUCCCCCCUUCUGUUUGGCGGCUGUCGUAAGAACUGGCAGCAGCACCGCCAGGGGCUCGCUGCUGCGCCGGACACUUUUUUCGUCUCUGUUCCUGUUCAAGUACGACGCGCAGCUGCCCGCGGUCUUCCUCAUCAUGCUGUCGUACGCCGCUCUCGUUAUUGGCGUGAUUUUCAAGUUCUCGCCCAAUGCUACUGGAGUCGCCGGCUGGUUCUACGCUAUGGGCACGUUGUCACAGCUGCUUCCGGUGUGGACGCCCGUACUGAUUGCUGGAGCCCAGGCCGCGUCUGCGCAGCGGCUGCACGAGACAAAAAAGAUCCUGACUUUAGCGCCGCAGCGCAUCGCAAUGUGCGGCAAGGUCCGCGUCGUCUGCUUCGACAAGACGGGCACCCUGACGGAGCACGGAAUGCAGUUCGUCGGCGUACUUGCCACCCGCACACCGCGCAGUAGAACGUCUUGCUUGGAUCCGAGGAUUCACACCAUGGAUCAGGAGAAUCCGGUGAGUGGAAGUGCGCAGCCUCCAACCCCACAACCUGCAGAGGCGCCAACAGUUGCUUUCGACGACCACGUUCGGCCAGUCACCGCAGCGGACUGCAGAGACACCGAUCUGCGAGCGCCAUUUAAGGUCCCCCCGCCCAGCUGUUCCUCACCCACAUCGCGUGAAGAUGCAAACUGUCGAGACUCAGACGGCGACAACGCCGAAACGCCGCAAGGUGGAUCCGCUGUUUUAGCGCCACUGCAGAACGACAGCAGUCUUCUGGUUACUGGUCUUGCCACAUGUCAUGGAUUAACCUUGAAGACGCCACUCCUGAUCCAGCAUCCGAUCCAGUUGCGCGUGCUGCUCCGCGAAGCCGGCACGCUGCCUCUUCUGACUCAAAGGCAUGCGUGUGAGGCGUCUUCGCCGCAGCCGCCCCAUCCACACACAGUGACAACGCGAGGCGGCGGCGACUGCGCGAAACGCGGCAACCACGAGGCGGACGAUGUGGACAUCUUUCUUGGCUCCGAUUUGGAGCAACGGAUGGUGCAUGCUACCGGCUGGGCUCUGAUGGAGACUGCUCGUGGAGAAGAGGAAAACAAAGAAUGUCGCCCGUCCGAAGUUGGCAGCACUCGAAGGUGGAUGGUGCCUCCAGACUUCGCGUCCCGCUUCUUGGUUUCGCCUGACUUGUGGGACGCGUCCGCUGGCGACAGGGAAGAUCUCAAGCUCUACUUCGACGCAGGUGCUGUGGAAGUCCUGCGCGUCUUCCACUUCGACUACGUUUUACAACGCAUGAGCGUCCUCGUGAGACGACGCCGGCCGCGGACCGUGCACCUGAAUGCGGACUGCUCCGAGACGUCAGCGAGGCUGGAUGAGACCCUGGUAUUCUGCAAGGGGAGCUACGAGUCAGUUGGCCCCCUGUGCACGUCUGGGCUGCCGCCAGACUUUACUGAGCGCUGCCACACGCUCGCCCGCGCCGGCUUCUACGUCCUUGCUCUCGGUUGCAAGCGGGUCUCACUGGACGCGCCGCAGGCUCGCGCAUGCAACGAGUCUGUUCCUGAAGACGCGCAUGGGCCUGACGACGGGCUGAGCGUGCGCAGGCGCAGGGCGCGCAAAAGACACUCACACCCAGUGCAGACAUCUGGGCAGCAGGAGGAGGAGUUCGUAGAGGCCAAGUCAGCGGGAGAUUGUCUCAGCAGUCCCCGUGAUGCGGCGUUCCUUUCUUCGCCGAGCCACUCCGGGACUUCCACUGUCGGCCUCAAGGCGGCUGGUGAUGUCGCAGCGCGAUCUGCGGCGGAGCUACAGAGGGACUCAGCAGAAAGCAAUCUUCAUUUUUUGGGUUUGAUUCUUUUCCGCAAUGAACUCAAAAGCGACGCGGCAGAAGCUAUCCGGCAGCUGAAGCAAGGUCGCGUAAGACCUGUCAUGAUCACUGGCGACAGUAUCCUCACAGCAUCGUGUGUAGCCAAACUAUGUGGGAUGACCCAAGGUCACCCUCUCUUCGGGUCGGCAGCCCCUCCUCACUGCAACGCCACCUGCGACGUCCGUUGCAGUGGAAAGAGCGCGGGGGACGAGAGCGCCAUUGAGCGAGUGGCGAUGGACAGCCAUGAGGGCAUCCUCGUUCGAAACGCCGCAGACGAGUUGACGCCGGUGCAGCCGUCCCCAUCGCUGCUCAUCGCAGAGUUCAAGACUAUGGAGGACCCGCGCUCGGGGCUCAUAUGGCGUGACGCGGAGCGGCCAGAGCGAAUAUUUGGCGAAGCGGAGGUGUAUCAGUGUGUCGCCAGAGCUGGAGGCUCUUGCGAUUUGGCGGUGACGGAGAGGGUCCUCGAGUACCUUGCGACGACGCCGUUUGAGCCGACAGACGAAUUGGCUCGACUGAGUAGCGCAUCCGCUUCAGAUGGCUGUGACGCUCCACCGUCGUCCGCGUGGCCAGUCCCUUUCUUGAGGAAUGUGCAACGCAGGCUAGGGGACGGUCUCGAGGCUGGUGCGGACGAGAAAGCCGCUCUUUUGGAAGCAGGAAGUCCUGGCGCCUGCGUUCAGCAGCACACGAGAAUUCCGGCGUGUCGUGAUGUUCCCUCAGAGGAGCGGCCAAGCCCCUUGGUCUAUGGCUGGCGCGCAGCUAGGGAAUGGUUGUUCGGGUCCCGUCCGCCGGUUUCGUCAUGCCCGAAAUCCAAAGGAAGUUCUCAACCGCACGAAAGCGAAAACGGUGACGUGACGACGCUUCUAGACGUCCUAUUGAUGCGCAUCAGGAUUUUCGCGAGGAUGUCGCCUUCUGGAAAGCGACGCGUCGUGCUGGCCUUCAUGAGACGAGGCUUCGUCACUUGCAUGUGCGGCGACGGAGGAAACGACUGUGCAGCGCUUCGGGCUGCUCAUGCGGGUCUUGCUUUUUCUAAGCGGUCUGCAUCUGUUCUUGCUCCCUUCACUGCCGCAUCUCUGAGGCCAACUGCUGCGGCAGACCUGUUGAAAGAAGGGCGCUGCAGCUUGGCCACGGCUCUUUCUGCGUACAAGUUCUUGGUGGUGUACGGCGUCUUGCUGUCCUUCGUCAAGGCGAUUCUGCUCACGUUUGGAGGAGGCUCCUGCAUGAGUCAAGCCAUUUACCUCAUUAUGGAUGUCGCCAUCCUUCUCGGCAUGAGCAAGGUCAUGGUCCUCGCCAGGCCCAAGGAGAGCCUACGAAUUCGCUCGCCAACGUCGAAUCUGUUAGGCCCAACUACAAUCGUAUCUGUCUGCGUUAUGCUCCUGGUGAAUCUCCUCUUCAUCGUGGCGCUCUACACACAGCUUCUCGCCGCAGGCCUCGGCGUGGACAUGGCGUACCAGUCUGCGCUGCCUGCUCAGGCGUGGUGGACGAGGAGCGACACGUACGAGGCGGCAAGUUGUGCCAUUUGGCUGUGUAUGCAACUCACCAACACGGCAUUCGUCUUCUCUCUAGGUGGCAUGUUCCGCGAUCGUUUUUACCGCAACGCAGCUCUCGUCGUCUUGACUGCAGUUUUCCAGCUGUUUUUCAUUGUCAUCACUUUCCUGCCGACGUCGAGUCUUUCAUGCGUCAUGCGCAUCAACUGUACCGACGAAGCGUCUCGGGCGCUGCGUCUCCCCAUCCCCGCGUGGAUGGCUCGCCCAGCUGCGGGAAUGCCUGUGCACAACCUGCGCGGGCACAACAUCUUUCCGAUGGCGUGGAAAGUGCAGCUCGUUGGUUUGUCGCUUGCCAACGCCGCAGUCAACAUCUUCAUGGCCAGAUUCCUCUUCUCCGCCGCCUUCCUCAGAUUCCUUAGAACUUACACAAAUUGUCCUGGAGAAUCGGAUCAUCUUCGAAUCUAG